Messenger RNA from Scylla paramamosain (green mud crab), 2057 nucleotides. RefSeq names its product mucin-6-like. Lineage: Eukaryota; Metazoa; Arthropoda; Malacostraca; Decapoda; Portunidae. Gene Ontology annotation, molecular function: serine-type endopeptidase inhibitor activity. The transcript is spliced from 14 exons. The record is from RefSeq and is a predicted model, not a curated record. Bases 99 to 1772 code for a protein of 557 amino acids.
GAGUUGAUAUUAGAGUCGCUGUGGUGAUAGAACGCCAGCCAGCAGAGGUGAGCUGAGGCAAGAGGACCGUAGUAUUGUCAGCAGGACGGGGCUACGUCAUGGAACAAAAGGCGCCGUGGAUGUACAGCAGCACCGCAUGUCUACUUGUGGCGAUUGGAGCAGUGGUGGCGACAACAGUUGUAGCGCAGCGCCCUCGUGAAGGCUGCUGUUAUGGGAAGUCUAGCUUUAACCACGGCCAGACUGUCGCCUCCUUACCAUCGUGCUGCCUCUAUUUGACCUGCCACGAUGGUGACAUCCGAGAGCGGUACAUUGGCAAGCCUGGUGACAGAGGCUGCUGCGAGUUUGACGGGUUGAUCUACCCUAACGGAGCCGAACUAACUUCCCAUUGUGCGGCGCUAAUCUGCAGGCGAGGAGUGUGGGUUGCCUCUCAGGAGAUUGCAGAGUGUUGUAAGCACUGCUACCUGUUCAACGACCCUCAUAUCCACACCCUUGAUGGUCACUACUACGACUGGCACGGUAUUUGUAAUUACACCGUGACGCAGCCUGGAAAUAGUCUUUAUCCUGACUACGGUGUCUUCAGUGACUUCCGCCAUUGUUACAACAGUGCCUCCUGCCUGCACGUGUCCACCUUCAAGAAUGACCGAUACACAGCAAUCACUUUGCGCCACAACAACCCGUUCACGAUUCUAGUGAAUAACGAUGAAUUCGUGGUGCCGACAACGGGCGUGACCGAGGCGCUCUCCUCUCACGGCAAGCACCCGGUCCUGGUCUGGCGGGACGGGGACUGUAUCUUCCUGGUUGGCUCCUCAAAGAUUAUGAUCCAGCACUGCCGCCACCGCUUGGACGUGUGGGCACACCCGUCACACGUGAACGUUCUGUAUGGUCUGUGUGGAUGCUUCAACUUCCACAAGGAAGAUGACUUCACGUCGCGCGACCUGACGCAACACCCGCUGCACCCCUGGCCCGUGGCCUUCGCGGAGUCAUGGCGGACUCCGGAUCAAGGCCGCGACUGCCAGAUUUGCCGUGGCUGCGACAGGGAAACGACAGGAGACCCGUGCACUCUAGAUGCCGCACAGCGACAAGAACUCCGGGCGAUUUGUAGCAGACGUCUGCACUUGAUUUUGGCAACCGAUGAGGAGCUGGGGCAUUACGUCGAUGCGUGUCAGUUUGACUUGUGCCAGCUGCGCCAGAGGGGAGCCACGAAGGAGGCGCAAGACAACUGGCUGCGAGAGUUGGAGAUUUUAGCUCAGGAUGCUAAGAUCAUUCUCGCCAAAACUUCAGGAGAGUGGAAGCCUCUGCCUGACGUGCCUCCCUCCCAGGGCAUAUGUGUGCCAGGCUCUCGAUGGAUGCAAGAGUGUAACUGGUGUGAUUGCGCAGAUAAUGGACAGUUUGCUCGCUGCACUCGCAUAGGCUGUGUUGAAGGGCACAUUCAUCCGCUGGAACAAGAGGCGUGCAAAGACGGUUCCCGGUGGAAGGUGGACUGCAAUUGGUGCAACUGUGUGAGGGGAGGAUUCGUAUGCAGCCGCAACCCCUGUGGUCCUGCCACGAUCCCUCCGCCUCCUACCAUCACCGCCUUGCCAACAUUCCCUACUUCCCUUCCGCUGUGCCUGCAGCCCAUGGAGCCUGGCAACUGCUACGGGUUCUUCCCGCGGUAUUACUUUAACGCCGCCACGAGACGGUGCGAGUACUUCAUCUAUGGCGGUUGUGGAGGAAACCAGAAUAACUUCCAAACCUUGCAAGAGUGUGAGAAGAUCUGCAAGUCAAUCCAGUAAACCUUGACUUCCAUUCGGCUCCUCUGUGACGUUAUGGGAGUUGGCCAGCUAGAGGACAAGAGGUAUCGAGAUGACACAGAGCCAAUGGUAUUGCACCCACCGGCAAGCUUUAAGCGUACCCACUUUUGUGCUCCUUACUGGAGAUCAUGAUGACUUUCGGGUAGUUACGAGGAAUGCAAAAUUAAAUAAACUACGUGAAACUAUGAUUUUCCCUCCAGAAAAUAGAGAAAAUACUGUAAACAGCCAUAUAUUCAGCAAUUGUUUGUUAAUAAAAAUAGUAGUGGA